Messenger RNA from Cokeromyces recurvatus, 855 nucleotides. RefSeq names its product deoxyribose-phosphate aldolase. NCBI's taxonomy places the organism in Eukaryota, Fungi, Mucoromycota, Mucoromycetes, Mucorales, Mucoraceae. Gene Ontology annotation, cellular component: cytoplasm. The record is from RefSeq and is a predicted model, not a curated record. Gene Ontology annotation, biological process: carbohydrate catabolic process; deoxyribonucleotide catabolic process. Gene Ontology annotation, molecular function: deoxyribose-phosphate aldolase activity. Bases 117 to 821 code for a protein of 234 amino acids. The transcript has a single exon.
AAGAUUAUUGAUUCAUCAGGAUUAUUACUGUUGUACACUAUUUACGUUUAGUCUUUUUUUUUUUCUUUUAUUAUAAUUAUUGUUAUUGUUUUCUUUUAAAAUAAAAUAAAAUAAUAAUGACACUUAUUAUCACUGAAACCUUGACUGCUGAGAAACUUGGUAAAGUAUUUGAUCAUGCCAUACUCCGACCUGAUCAAACAACAGAGGACGUCGUUAAAGGAUGUGAGAUCGCUAAAGAAUAUGACUUGGCUUCUGUCUGUGUCAAACCCUGUGAUGUGAAACAAGCUAGUGAAUUACUUCAAGGCACAAAUGUAAUGGUUGGUACUGUCAUUUCCUUUCCACAUGGUAACUCAACUACGGAAGCUAAGAUAGCUGAAUCUUUACAAGCCAUUGAAGAUGGUGCAUUGGAAUUGGAUGUCGUCAUUAACAUUGGUCAUCUUAAAUCACGUCUUUAUGAUCAAGUUGGUCAAGAAUUGAAGGAUAUUGUCAAGAUGGCCAAAACAAAAUUGCCUAAUGUCAUCAUCAAGGUCAUUUUUGAAAAUGCUUAUUUGACAAAAGAGGAAAUUGUCAAGGCUUGUGAAUUGACUUGUGCUUCAGGGGCUGAAUUUGUCAAGACUUCAACUGGUUUUGCAUCAAGCGGAGCUACUUAUGAAGAUAUCAAACUGAUGAGAGACAGUGUUCCUGCUUCAAUGGAGGUAAAGGCUUCAGGAGGUAUUAAAACAUUAGAACAAGUUUUGAAAUACCUUGAAUUGGGCGCUACUCGUAUUGGCUCAUCUUCAUCAGAUAAAAUUAUAGAAGAAUUUAAAAAAUUACAACAGUAAUCAUUGUCUUUUAAUAAAUAUAUAAAUAAAAAAA